AAGAUGUAUCCACAAUAACAAGGGAUCAUUAGGUUCUUUGUAAAGAAAAGCAGGGCACAAGUCAUAGAAACAUGAAGUUUCUCUUUCAAAAUCUUCUUUCUCAAUUGCCUAUAGUCAUUCUUUGGUAUUUUUCCACUGUUAUCAUCUCUCAACAACAUGUUAGUGCUGUGAGUCUACCAAACAAUGAAACUGUCCCAGCAGUCAUUGUUUUUGGGGAUUCUAUAGUGGAUUCAGGUAACAACAACUACAUCAACACCAUACUCAAAUGCAAUUUCCAACCAUAUGGUAGAGAUUUUGCUGGAGGAAAUCAACCAACCGGGAGGUUCAGCAAUGGUUUAACCCCAUCAGACAUCAUUGCUGCAAAAUUUGGAGUCAAGAAGAUUUUACCAGCUUAUCUUGAUCCAAAACUGCAACCUCAAGAUCUCCUCACAGGCGUCAGCUUUGCAUCCGGUGGCUCCGGAUAUGAUCCUCUAACUUCUAAAACAGUAUCCGUGCUAUCAUUAUCAGAUCAACUAGACAAGUUCAGCGAAUACAAAAACAAGAUAAAGGAAACAGUUGGAGAAAAUAGAAUGGCCACAAUAAUAUCAAAAAGCAUAUACGUCUUGUGCACAGGAAGUAAUGACAUUGCCAAUACUUACUCUCUAUCACCGGUUAGGAGAGCACAUUAUGACGUUCCAGAAUACACGGACUUAAUGGCUUCACAAGCCACAAACUUCUUGCAGGAACUUUAUGGACUAGGAGCUAGAAGAAUUGGAGUAAUUGGUUUGCCUGUUCUUGGGUGCGUGCCCUCACAAAGAACAAUUCAAGGAGGCAUAUUGAGAUCAUGUUCAGAUUUUGAAAACCAAGCAGCAAUGCUCUUCAACAGCAAACUCUCAUCCCAAACUGAUGCCCUAAAUAAAAAUUUCCCCGAGGCUAGAUUUGUGUACCUUGAUAUUUACAACCCAUUAUUGAAUAUGAUUCAAAACCCUUCCACAUAUGGUUUUAAGGUAACAAACGAAGGAUGCUGUGGCACUGGAAUUAUUGAAGCAGGCAUACUUUGCAACCCUUUCACCCUACAAAUAUGUUCAAAUACCGCAAACUACAUAUUCUGGGACAGUUUCCAUCCUACGGAAGAGGCCUACAAUGUGCUUUGUUCUUUGGUGCUUGAUAACAAAAUCAAGGAUUUCUUCUGAAUGCAGUUCCACUCUCAUUCUUGAAUGGUAAUUUUCUAAUGUAGUUCUAUAAUUUACGAUUUUUGAUUUUUGUUCAUCUACGGUCCUAACUUGUAACUUUUAAAUGCUAUACAUACGAAACACUGAGAAUGUGUUCCGAUCCUUUUUGCUACGAAAAAUAUUUAUCGUUUAUUAUUUGAUGAGACAAUAUCUUUAUUCAAACCUUAUGGGUAUCUUUAAUGUCAUGAGCGAGUUUGAUGAUA
This is a messenger RNA of Glycine soja, 1414 nucleotides long. Its product is annotated as GDSL esterase/lipase EXL3-like. The transcript is spliced from 5 exons. NCBI's taxonomy places the organism in Eukaryota, Viridiplantae, Streptophyta, Magnoliopsida, Fabales, Fabaceae. The record is from RefSeq and is a predicted model, not a curated record. Bases 72 to 1172 code for a protein of 366 amino acids. Gene Ontology annotation, molecular function: hydrolase activity, acting on ester bonds. Gene Ontology annotation, cellular component: extracellular region.